UAACUAUGGAUUUCACUAAGAAAAUACUAGUAAUAUUUGCUCUCACCAUUAUUAUGUUGGGUAACUCGUCUGUUCAUUGUCGUCCAAGUUUUAAAACCAUGCCUUUGUUUGGAGAAAAAUUAACUCAGUGCUUCGACACAAACCCAUGUAUGCACGGGAUGAUGGGAUGCAUUAAGUUCUGUAGCUCAAUGGGGACUGCGGACGGACAAUGUAAUAAUGAAAACCUCUGUUGCUGCACACAUUAAACGUUGUAAUAUUAUUAUACUUGCCUUUCAUUCCAAAAAGAUUACUGCAUUCUGUAAAAUUAAGACAUUGAGAUCGAGAAAGUUAUACAUAACAAAACUUAAGUAUAA
Messenger RNA from Capsella rubella, 353 nucleotides. RefSeq names its product defensin-like protein 109. The transcript is spliced from 2 exons. Bases 6 to 245 code for a protein of 79 amino acids. The record is from RefSeq and is a predicted model, not a curated record. Lineage: Eukaryota; Viridiplantae; Streptophyta; Magnoliopsida; Brassicales; Brassicaceae.